AUGUCGACCUUCGGAGAAUAUUUUAGGGUCACCACCUAUGGUGAAUCCCACUGCCGCUCUGUCGGCUGCAUUGUCGACGGCUGUCCGCCAGGAAUGGAGCUCACAGAAGAGGACAUUCAACCCCAAAUGACCCGCCGAAGACCCGGCCAAAGCGCUCUAACGACACCCAGAAACGAGAAAGAUAAAGUGGAAAUCCAAUCUGGUACUGAAUUUGGCAUCACAUUAGGAACACCUAUUGGUAUGGUUGUGAGAAAUGAGGACCAAAGACCCAAAGACUAUGGAAAUAAAACCAUGGAUAUGUACCCCCGGCCCAGCCAUGCGGACUUCACCUACUUGGAAAAAUAUGGCGUCAAGGCUAGUAGCGGUGGCGGGAGAAGUAGUGCGAGAGAAACCAUAGGUCGUGUGGCUGCCGGCGCAAUUGCGGAAAAGUACCUGCGACUUUCCCAUAAUGUUGAGAUCGUCUCAUUCGUAUCCUCUGUUGGAAACGAACACCUAUUCCCACCCACACCCGAAUACCCAAGUGCCUCUACAAAUCCAGAAUUUCUGAAACUCAUCGAAACUAUUGACAGGAAGACAGUGGACUCCUUCGUUCCGAUCAGAUGCCCCAAUACCGAAGCAGCUCAACGCAUGACUAAAUUAAUCGAACACUUCCGUGACCGUCAGGACAGCAUUGGAGGGACAGUAACCUGUGUUAUUCGCAAUGUCCCUGUUGGGUUGGGGGAGCCUUGCUUCGAUAAGCUCGAAGGCAAACUUGCUCAUGCCAUGUUGAGUAUCCCGGCGACAAAAGGAUUUGAGAUUGGGUCAGGUUUCGCAGGCUGCGAGGUGCCAGGAUCAAUCCAUAACGAUCCGUUUGUUGUCGCCACAAAAGAGGCGACUGGCGGCAACGGCACUACCCAACAUCUUACUACUAAAACAAACAAUAGCGGUGGUAUCCAGGGAGGUAUUUCCAAUGGCGCAUCAAUAUACUUCCGCGUAGCAUUCAAGCCACCAGCGACUAUUGGCCAGGCUCAAACGACAGCCACCUAUGCAUUUGAAGAGGGUACUCUGGAAGCCAAAGGACGCCAUGAUCCGUGCGUUGUGCCACGCGCAGUACCUAUCGUUGAAGCCAUGGCCGCGCUCGUUAUCGUCGAUGCGUUGAUGGCCCAAAAUGCCAGGGAAACCGCAAAGAACCUUCUUCCGCGUCUGGCUAGAACCGUUCCUACGCACCCUACGGGCAUGCCACCUCAGUCGCAACAGUAG
This is a messenger RNA of Uncinocarpus reesii 1704, 1239 nucleotides long. RefSeq names its product chorismate synthase. Lineage: Eukaryota; Fungi; Ascomycota; Eurotiomycetes; Onygenales; Onygenaceae. The transcript is spliced from 3 exons. The record is from RefSeq and is a predicted model, not a curated record. Gene Ontology annotation, biological process: aromatic amino acid biosynthetic process; chorismate biosynthetic process. Bases 1 to 1239 code for a protein of 412 amino acids. Gene Ontology annotation, cellular component: cytosol. Gene Ontology annotation, molecular function: FMN binding; chorismate synthase activity.